UGCUGUUGGAGGCCUUGCAUUUUGUGCUGCAAAUAACAGAAGUUGCUGGGUUUCUGUAAUUAUUUAUACUUCUGUUUCUUUACGCUUACAGUCAGUAGCUUUUUUGAGGUGCUGAAUGGUGUAGCUUGUGGAUCGUGGAUCUGCAGACUAAAACAAAGAAUCAUGAAGCUAGAGAUGCCAGAAAGUUUUGAAGACGUUGCUGUUGAGUUUUCAAUCGAGGAGUGGAAGAUGUUGAGUAAACAGGAGAAAGAGCUACACAAGGAGGUGAUGAUACAGAACUACGAGAACAUGAUUUCUGUAGGGUAUGCCAUCCCAAUCGAUCAUCUUUUUGUAUUUAUUAAGAAGGAUGUGACAAUUACAUCUGUAGGUCUUGAAGGAGAAAUGACAGUACAGAAAUGUAAGGUUCCAGACAGCAGAAUCAGAAUCCGCAGGAAUGCAGAGCUCAGUGAGUUUCAGAAUCAGCAGUCAUCACAUAAGAAAUAUCAUAAUUCGGAUUGUGACAAAGUUUUGCCAAAUAAACUGUCACUCCCACAAUGUGAUCCAUUACAUGUUCAAAAUAAACUCCAUAACUAUGUGGCAAAUAAUGAUGAAAUUAUCAGUAAAACUGAAACAGAAAUGAAUCUGGAAACUUGUGAAUGGAAGAAGCCAUCUGAAUGGCUUAACCGCAACAACACGUUGCCACUUCAUAGUAGGCUUUUAACUCUCAGUGAGAAAAGAAAAAAGAAUACAGUGGCAACAGAUAAACAAAUAAUCAAUAUAAAGAGUACAUAUAAAUGUGCAACAACUGAUGUUAAGAAUGGGGAUAAAUCCUUCACGUGUACUACGUGUGGCAAGAGUUUUGCACAGAAGGCAAACCUGCUAAAGCAUCAGCAUGUCCACACGGAUCCAAAACCAUAUAAAUGUGUUGUAUGUGACAGGGGAUUUGUUCUGAAGGACAACAUGAUACAGCAUCAGUAUACGCAUACUGGGGAGAAACCAUUUAAGUGUGCAGUGUGUGACAAGAGUUUUAUACAAAAAAGAAGUAUAUUAAAGCAUCAGUUAGUCCACAUUGGACAGACACCAUAUAAAUGUAAUAUAUGUAAUAAGGGCUUUACAGAUAAGGGGGGGUUGGCAGUGCAUGAGUUUAUCCACAGUGGGCAAAAACCCUAUAAAUGCACCACAUGUGACAAGAGUUUUAGAUACAAGAACACUUGGAUAAGUCAUCAGAGCACCCACACAGGGCAGAAGCCCUAUAAGUGUGCCAUAUGUGACAAGGGUUUUACAGACAAGAGAAAUAUGACUGUGCAUCAGAGUAGCCACACUGGAUUGAAACCCUUUAGAUGUGGUGUAUGUGACAAGGGUUUUACCUGUAAAAGUCGUCUCACAGUGCAUCAGGUUACCCACACUGGGCAGAAGCCCUUCAAAUGUUCCAUAUGUGACAAGCGUUUUACAAUGAAAUCUAGCAUGGAGAAACACCAGUAUAUCCACAUGGAUGAAAAGCCAUAUAAAUGUGCUAUAUGUGACAAGGGAUUUGCACAGAAGUGUAACAUGUUACAACAUCAGUAUGCACAUAUUGGACAGAAACCCUUUAAAUGCACAGUGUGUGACAAGAGUUUUAUAAAGAAAACCAGCAUGGAAAAACAUGAGUUAGUCCACAAUGGACAGAUACCAUACAAAUGUAUUACAUGUGAUAAGGGUUUUACAGAUAAGGGAAGUUUUGCACGUCAUCAGAUUAUCCAUACGGGUCAGAAACCUUACAAAUGCACUGUGUGCAAUAAUAAUUUUAGAUACAAAAGUGCCCUGGUAAGUCAUCAGAUUAUCCACACGGGGCAGAAACCCUAUAAAUGCACCAUGUGUGAUAAGAGUUUUAGACAGAAAAGUGCUAUGCUGAGUCAUCAAAGUAUCCACACUGGACAGACACCCUAUAGGUGUACCAUGUGUGACAAGGGUUUUAGAGAUAAGACAAGUCUGACAGCCCAUCAGAAUACCCACAGUGGACUGAGACCCUAUAGAUGUCCCACAUGUGACAAGGGUUUUACAUGUAAAAGAAUUUUGACAGUCCAUCAGCUAACUCACAGCGGAAAGAAACCCUAUAAAUGUCUCACCUGUGGCAGGAGUUUUACAUUAAAAGGUACUAUGGAAAAACAUCAGUAUACCCACACAGAUCAAAAACCAUAUAAGUGUGCCAUAUGUAACAAAGGUUUUGCACAGAAAGGUAACAUGGUACAGCAUCAGUAUGGUCACACGGGUCAGAAGCCCUAUAAGUGUAACAUGUGUGACAAGAAUUUUAUAAAGAAAAGCAGUUUAGUAAAACAUCAGUUACUGCACACUGGCCAAGCACCAUAUAAGUGUGAUACCUGUGACAAAGGAUUUGCAGAUAAGGGGAGUUUGUCAGUGCACCAAAAUAGUCACACAGAGGAGAAACCAUACAAAUGCCCCAUGUGUGACAAGUGUUUUAAACAGAAGAGCAGUAUGGUAAGUCAUCAGAGCAUACACACGGGGCAAAAGCCCUAUAAAUGCCCAUUGUGUGAUAAGAGUUUUAGAAAGAAAAACACUCUAAUAGGUCAUCAGAUCACCCACAGUGGACACAAACCCUUUAAAUGUCCUACAUGUGAUAAAGGUUUUACAGACAAGAGAAGUCUGACAGCACAUCAAAAUAAACACACUGGUUUGAAAUCCUAUAAAUGCACAACAUGUGGCAAGGGUUUUUCAUAUAAAAGAAGUUUGGUAGUGCAUCAAAAAAUUCACUCAAGAAAUAAAGGUAAUGUGAUAAAAUAUCUGGAUGAAGGAAAAAGAUAAGAAAGGUGACUAGAACUGAAAUGAUUCUCAAAUUUUGAUUGGUAUCUAUAAUAUACAUAGUUUAAGAACUUAAAACAUUUAUUUAAUUAAAGGUCCGGAUGGAGAGAUGAGAGGGUCCAGAUGGAGAGGUGAAAAGUCAGCAAGCAAAGGAGAGUAGCAGUGCUGAAACUGAAUUCAUCCUCACGUCUUGGUGAGUACCUUCGCGAGGUGGACCCUGUUUUAAAGAAAUCUUACCAAG
Messenger RNA from Protopterus annectens (West African lungfish), 3016 nucleotides. Its product is annotated as zinc finger protein 271-like. The coding region runs from base 163 to 2778 and encodes 871 amino acids. The transcript is spliced from 4 exons. The record is from RefSeq and is a predicted model, not a curated record. Lineage: Eukaryota; Metazoa; Chordata; Ceratodontiformes; Protopteridae. Gene Ontology annotation, biological process: regulation of DNA-templated transcription.